This is a messenger RNA of Penicillium digitatum Pd1, 492 nucleotides long. RefSeq names its product V-type ATPase assembly factor PKR1. Gene Ontology annotation, biological process: vacuolar proton-transporting V-type ATPase complex assembly. Gene Ontology annotation, cellular component: endoplasmic reticulum membrane. The record is from RefSeq and is a predicted model, not a curated record. Lineage: Eukaryota; Fungi; Ascomycota; Eurotiomycetes; Eurotiales; Aspergillaceae.
AUGGCUUCCUUUAUGGAGGACCUGUGGUCUAGCAUCUUCACCCCAGGACCUACACCAACCCUUCUGCUCGCGACCAACGUCACCUUCGCCGCCCUCCAGCUUCUCUUUUUCGCCCUCCUCUUAGCCACCUAUAGCGUUCACUUCGUCGCCCUAUCGAUCAUCAGCGCUGGAUUAUGGUGGUCUAUCAACUGGUUCGCCGUCGAGGUGCGACUUGCCCAGCAGGCGCAGGAGGCCGAGAAAGAAAAAAAAGAGGACGCGAAGACGCGGAAGAGUCCCGCUGUUGGAGAAAACGCCGAUAGCGAAACGGAGACCGAGGCCCUUGAUUCCAAGAAGACAGAUGAGAAGUCUAUUGCUGUCGCGACCGGGAGUGCAACGUCCGGGUUGCUGCCCACAGUGCGCGAUCCUAAGAAGCGGCUCAGCAUGUGUGGUGAGGGGUCCGGGUAUGGAAGCACGGAUAGUGAAUGGGAAAAGGUUGAUGAUACUCAGUCAUGA